Messenger RNA from Pleuronectes platessa (European plaice), 1976 nucleotides. It is a transcript of the gene gig2e, whose product is annotated as grass carp reovirus (GCRV)-induced gene 2e. Gene Ontology annotation, cellular component: cytoplasm. Gene Ontology annotation, molecular function: NAD+ poly-ADP-ribosyltransferase activity. The transcript is spliced from 4 exons. Lineage: Eukaryota; Metazoa; Chordata; Actinopteri; Pleuronectiformes; Pleuronectidae. The record is from RefSeq and is a predicted model, not a curated record.
GACUGACACCAACAUGAAUUGGGCUGAAGACGACUUCGAUCCGCCCCCUGGCACCUAUCGGCUCGACCUCUCUCAGCCGGUCAAUGAGCGAACCUACGUCAUGUACCACGGGACCACCAGGGCGUACGCCACAAGCAUCCUGAAGUCCAAGCAUUUCCAACAGUCCUCGGAUGGGAUGCUCGGCCGUGGUGUCUACCUCAGCAGAGACCUGCAGAAAGCUAGCCGUUAUCCUAUUAAUCACCCUGAGUACGACAGAGUUGUCAUUAAGGUCAAGGUACGGGUUGGAAAAGUGAUCGUGAUCAAUAACCAGAAACACCCACUUCAGAAGACCUGGCACAACCACGGGUAUGACACCGCCUGGGUGCCCCCCCACUGUGGGAUGGUGAAGAGCGGCCUGGAGGAGGAUUGUGUCUGGGAUCCGGCUCGAAUCCAGAUCAUUCAAAUCAUCAACCCGACUUGAACAUCUGAGCAGAGCCAGAUCUCUCGGCUUGGCCUCUCUGAGCCGGUUAAUGGUCGAACCUACGUCAUGUACCACGGGACCACCAGGGCGUGCGCCGAAGACAUCCAGAAGUCCGGUUUCCAACAGUCCUCGGAUGGGAUGCUCGGCCGUGGUGUCUACCUCAGCAGAGACCUGCAGAAAGCUAGCCGUUAUCCUAUUAAUCACCCUGAGUACGACAAGGUCGUCAUUAAGGUCAAGGUACGAGUUGGAAAAGUGAUCGCCAUCAAUCACCAGAAUCACCCGCUUCAGAAGACCUGGCACGACCACGGGUAUGACACCGCCUGGGUGCCCCCCGACUGUGGGAUGGUGAAGAGCGGGCUGGAGGAGGAUUGUGUCUGGGAUCCGGCUCGAAUCGAGAUCAUUCAAAUCAUCAAACCGACUCGAACACCUAAGCACGGCCAGAUGUCACCAGAAACGACUGACACCAACAUGAAGUGGGCUGAAGACGACUUCGAUCCGCCCGCUGGCACCUAUCGGCUCGACCUCUCUCAGCCGGUUGAUGAUCGAACCUACGUCAUGUACCACGGGACCACCAGGGCGUGCGCCGCAGCCAUCCAGAAGUCCAAGCAUUUCCAACAGUCCUCGGAUGGGAUGCUAGGCCGUGGCGUCUACCUCAGCAGAGACCUGCAGAAAGCUAGCCGUUAUCCUAUUGAUCACCCUGAGUACGACAAGGUCGUCAUUAAGGUCAAGGUACGAGUUGGAAAAGUGAUCGCCAUCAAUCACCAGAAUCACCAGUUUCAGAAGACCUGGCACAACCAUGGGUAUGACACCGCCUGGGUGCCCCCCGACUGUGGGAUGGUGCCGAGCGGCCUGGAGGAGGAUUGUGUCUGGGAUCCGGCUCGAAUCCAGAUCCUUAAAAUCAUCAACCCGACUUGAACAUCUGAGCACAUCCAGAUAAGGACUGACACCAACAUGAAGUGGGCUGAAGACGACUUCGUUCUGCCCCCUGGGAGCUCUCGGCUUGGACUCUCCCAGCCGGUCAAUGGUCAAACCUACGUCAUGUACCACGGGACCACCAAGAAGUGCGCCGCAGCCAUCCUGAAGUCCGGUUUCCGACCGUCCUCGGAUGGGAUGCUCGGCCGUGGUGUCUACCUCAGCAGAGACCUGGAGAAAGCUAGCCGUUAUCCCCUUGAUCACCCUGAGUCCGACAGAGUUGUCAUUACGGUCCUGGUACGGGUUGGAAAAGUGAUCGCGAUCAAUCGCCAGAAUCACCAGUUUCAGAAGACCUGGCACGACCACGGGUAUGACACCGCCUGGGUGCCCCCCGGCUGUGGGAUGGUGAAGAGCGGCCUGGAGGAGGAUUGUGUCUGGGAUCCGGCUCGAAUCCAGAUCCUUAAAAUCAUCAACCCGACUUGAACAUCUGAGCAGAGCCAGAUGUUAGCGGUUUACUUUUAGCUUAUUUUAUAUAUUGGAAUAAAAAUAUUUUCAUACAAUUAUCAAAUCUGCUAAAUAAACCUGAGAAGCUGUUUGUGGAAAA